This is a messenger RNA of Mercenaria mercenaria, 2771 nucleotides long. RefSeq lists its product as uncharacterized. NCBI's taxonomy places the organism in Eukaryota, Metazoa, Mollusca, Bivalvia, Venerida, Veneridae. Bases 592 to 1179 code for a protein of 195 amino acids. The transcript is spliced from 5 exons. The record is from RefSeq and is a predicted model, not a curated record.
AACCUACUUUGAUUGAAAUUUUUCAGGGGCCAUCUAAUGAUGAUAAACAAGUGUGCAAAGUUUCAUUUCAAAGCUGUAGUUAUAGUUUUAUAGUUUUUGCGAAAGAGUGGACAUAAACAUUUUAACCAAGAAACUCAUAUUUUCUAAGUACAAAAAGGGCCAUAAUUCUGAAAAAAUGCAUAUCAGAGUUAUGGUUCUUGGCAUAGAUAGUCACCUAAUGAUGAUAAACAAGUGUGCAAAGGUUCAAAGUUGUAGCUCUCAUAGUAUAGUUUUUGAGCAAAGGUGGACCUAAACAAAAAAGUUAUCCGACGCCGACGCCGAUAACGACGCCGACGAUCAAGUGACGACAAUACCUCGUACAUUUUUUUUAAAAUCAGACGAGCUAAAAAUUGUAGAACUUCUCUUACUCUUGAAAUAAUGCGUAAAUACUUAUAUUCCAGAAUCCUCUGACGGCGGUGGGGGAGGCCUUAUCUGUGAGGUAGGGGACCGGAUGGGCUGCGGAUUAAUCUUUAUGGAUUCUAUUGAAAUGGACCACCGGACAGCCCCACAGCUCGUAUUGGUAUACUUUACUAAAAUGGCCGAGUUAUUUACAUGAAACCCAGGCGUCUCCCUCCAGGAGGCUUUUACCCAACGGUCGGACUUUUUGCGACGAGCGACAGAGUUCGAGUCAGAAACCCGGGCGAGUCCCCGACAGUUCCACCAGAAGCUAGACAUCUGCUGAAAAAGUGGGCUCCAGUGUAUAGAGAUUUCAUUUUUGACGAAACAAUUACUUUCGAUAAUUAUGAAAGACUUGGUUCAACAGCAAGGAUAUCCGUGAAAGACUUUCGAAAAAAAUCAUAUAUUCACUGUAUUUCAAAUAGAGCAUCCGAGUAUUUUUUCACAUUUGAGAUUAUAGAUUUUGGAGAAGAAGGUGAGAUUCAUGUCUCUCCUUCCUACAAAGUAAGUGAUACGGAAAUGUCACGUGAUACACCACAGUCACUAUGCUUUUCCAGAAAAACGGACCUUGCGGAAAUAGGUAACAAAGUGUUUAUAAUCAUGUUCACAAGUAAAGAAAGUAAUCUUACUGUAGCGACUGUAGUUGAUGGGAAAAUUAAAUCGGUCAUUCCUCUACAAGAAGGAAAUGAAUUCGCACCAUGCAUAUACUUUCACAGAGGUCCAAUAGUUUUAGAUGUCACGUGACCUGGAAACCCCGUGCUUGAUGAAAUGAAAAAUCGAAUGUACAAGGAUGCAAAUUUACCUGAUCAGAUAGCAGUGUAUCAGGAAGACUUUGCAGCAGGUGAGAAGGGGAAAAAGAGUUAAAGUAGCAAUACUAUACAGGCAUUAAUGGAAGACUUAAGGAUGGUGCCUGCGCCUGUACUUUAUGAACCACAGACACAGUCCUGAAUUAUUCAAUACAGAUCAACAGGAAAACGAUCAGUUUGAAUUCAAGUUGACGAAAAACAAAAGUCUUAUAGUGUGUUCUUUAAAUUGUAAACACGAACUGAAAAGCAUAUUUGAAGACUAGAAAUAAGGCUGCUGGACGGUUUUGGGUUCGACUUAUUGGGAGUUCGAGUUAACAGAGUUCUGGUACUGAGUUUCGACUGUAUAAUAACUAGACAUCUUCAGGUUGUCAUGGAAUGGUGUUCCUAACGGUAAACGGUAAACUUCUAGGAAAACAACAUCAGCGUCACAAGUCAUGUAUGUCAAAGUUUGUGACAAGUUCUGAUAAAAUUUCGAAGUCGGAUAUCUAAGAUAUUUUUCACUGGUUGCACAAGUCAGAUUGAUCAAAUUAUAUUAGGUUACAUCCGGCGUUCACUUGGUGAAAUAUAUUUCGCUGGACUGUGUAACAAACGGGACCCGCGUGGAGAACUGAAAUAUGAAUGUUCCGUGCAUGGGAAAAUACGAUUAUGGAGGAGUAGUUUUUGUUUUUUUUGUUGUUUUUUUGUAAUUACUUUCCUCUCAUACUUGGUAAAAAAUAUAAAUGCUGAGAUUUAGGGGAUGUAAACAAGCAGAUACAUGUAAUUAUCAUUAUUUUCAGAAGCUUGAUUUACGUUCUUCGAAAUCGUUUUGGCUGUCACAUUGACUAUAAUCUCAUCCUGAAUGAAUUGUCAAAAUUUGACAAGAGAGCUAGCCUGGGAAGCCGUUGAUAAUAUUUCGUGCUUUGUACCUAAUAUCUAUGCAUUAAAGAUCCCACUUAAUUGCGCUAAUUAGUGUUAAGUUUCUGAUAUUAUCAACUUGCAGGUAGAAAAAAGUUAGAAAUUGUCAGACUGGAUUCCCAGGCUACAAGAGAGCGUUUACACAUGUUUAUUACAUGAGACGAAGUUGUCGAACAUUGUGAAUUUUCGCCCAAAUGCGGUGGAAAUUGUAAUGCAUGAUUAACCAAUUACAGAAAGACGAAAUUGUGUAGUGCAUAGUAAAACGAAACGAUAAAAGAAUUUUAAAGUAAACUUAUUUUGUUUAUCAUCUCUUAUAAUGGGUAUCUACAUGAUCAAGAAAUAACCAUAUUUUAAUGAUUUCAUUUCAUCGACCUCGAGGCCUCAUGAAUUGUAUUAUGUCCCUACUGAGCAAGCGGCUCUGGGUAUAUAUGAGCUUUGUACAGAGGUUUGUUAGUAGGCGAGCUCUUUCGUUGACCGUUUGGGAGGCAGAGUUCGAAAUAUAUACGGUCAGAAAUCAAGUCAUAUACUGUUAUUCAAUAUGCAGCAUUUAUGGCGGGAAAAUAGCACUAGAGCGAGUGUUCAAGAUGUACACAUACGCCAUGCGGAAAAUUGUUUGAACUGCUAGCUACACGUACG